Messenger RNA from Salpingoeca rosetta, 12757 nucleotides. RefSeq names its product dynein heavy chain 6. Gene Ontology annotation, biological process: microtubule-based movement. The transcript is spliced from 13 exons. Gene Ontology annotation, molecular function: ATP binding; dynein intermediate chain binding; ATP hydrolysis activity. The coding region runs from base 1 to 12495 and encodes 4164 amino acids. NCBI's taxonomy places the organism in Eukaryota, Choanoflagellata, Craspedida, Salpingoecidae. Gene Ontology annotation, cellular component: dynein complex. The record is from RefSeq and is a predicted model, not a curated record.
AUGUCGCACGCCAUCAACCCGUCCAAGCAGCAGAGGGAAGCGCCACAGCUUCCCAUGUCAAAGGAUGCCUUGCGACAGGGCAGGAGUGGGUCUUUGCCUGGUGGCCGUGCCCGGCCAUGCAGCGGUGGCAGCAGGGAUGAGCGCCUGGAGUCUGGGAAGCAGCUUGCGUCCCGAUUGCACCAGGCAUCAGCCGGCACACAGCGCACAGGCACAUUCAAGGCACGCAAGCCACCAUCCCUCAAGUCAACCUCGUCCCGCGGCCUUGGGCGGAGCCUCAAGCUUCCCCCAGUGCCGUCUGCCCCAGAGCCCAUGGAUGUGGCCUUCUCCCACCACGCACCACUGCCGCCACCAACACCACCACAACCACAACAACAACAGCAGCAGCAGCAGCAGCGCAGUGAUGGCAGGAUGGCAGCGGAGGCUGCUUCUGCGUCAUUGCCGUCUGCAACUGCCUCUGCUGGCACGUUGCGGAGGCAGAAGCAACAGCAACAACUUGCCGCAAGGGCAAGCACUGAUAGCACGGCGACCGCCAUCAGUGACGAUGUGGUGGAUCAACUCAGAGACAAGAGCACCAGCGAGCUCAUCGACUUUGUCAAACAAGGCGGCGCGCGUGUUGGCUUCUUGUACCUGGUGCCACGCGACCCAUCCAAGGUUGACCGCAACGUGUACGAUCUCAAGCCCGUGCGGCACGCGGAAAUCCGGCCCGGCGACUCCUUCUUCACCUUGAGCGUUGAGGGCGUGACCCAGAUUGACGGCAAGAUGUCCACCUUCACGCCCCUGGAUCGCUUCGAGCGCGAGUUCAUCUUCCACUCCCGCCUCCGCCAGCUGCCCAUCUUCUUCAAGUACCGCAUGUGGAAGGCGUUCACCACGUGGCGCAACAACAUUGUCCAAGCGCGCCAGCUCGCACACACGGAGGAGCUCAGCGCACACCUCUUCCUGCAUCACGACAUCUUGCGCCCCGCCCUCAUGCAGAUUCGUGCCAUCUGCCUCGAUGUCGUUGACAUGCGGCUGGUGGACAUCGACCCAAGGAAACCGUACACCGUGGAGCAGUUUUUCGUGCGACAGCGCGAGAAGUGUGACGCAGUCACGGCCAAGCUCCAGCACCUGCGGCGCCAGGUGAUUGACAUUGCCCUUGACGCCUGCAGGCGGACCAUGGAAGACCUCGGGUUCAGCGUGGUUCACCUUUCACCCACCCCCCCCCCACACACACAUACACACAUGCGACUCAUUUGUUUCGCUUCACGCGCUGCAGACGCAAAUGCCAAGAUGACGUACACGGAGCAAGCGCGCAAGCGGGCCAACUGCAUCCGCCUCGCAGCGUUCCUUCGCCUGAUUGACAUGCUUGUCGCCAACGCCAUGCAGCAGCUCUCUGUCGAGUCUGUUGGGUUCCUGCGACACUACCUCGAGCACCUGCGGGAUGACAGCGUUGCCGCCGCGGGCCCCGCAGAUGAGGGCGACGACAGCGAGGCCAAGCGAAAGGCGGCCCUGGCCCACCAAGGCUCCAUCAUCCUGGAGGAGGAAGUGGAGGAGGAGCCUGUGCCCGAGUUUGGGCCGUCAGCCAUCACGGUGGACGACUACCGCUUCCCCGUGAAACGAUUUGUUGAGCGCGAGCUCAUCACCGCCGACCCAGACGAGGCCGUCCCGCUGUUUAAGAUUGACCUGCUGCUGGAUGUGGAUGCGCUGGAUCUUGAUCCGGACAACGGCGACGUCAAGCACGAGCUUGGCCGACUCAUUACCUCGUUCAAGGAGCGCGUGUGCGCCGUGGAGCCCAUCGCGCCCUCCCCGCACUUUGACUUUGUCACGCGGCCCACGCUCGGGCACCGCCAGGAGGACUUUGUUGGCGAGGAGCCGGGCCACCUUGCCGAGAUUCUGGAGGAGGACGAGCGCUUGGCAGAGCACUCCGAGGGCGUCAUGGACCUGCUGGACUUUGCGUAUCGCGUGGCCAACAAGUUCAAGGGGCACAUGUCCGUGAUUCGCGACAUGUACGCGCGCAGCCACGGCAUUGACCUGGAGUGGCUGGAGGAGACGGAGCACUCGCUCGAGUUCUACACCCAGUCGCUUGAGGAGUUUUCCAAGAUGAUCACCACGGGCAGCGGGAUUGUGCCCGCCAACAACCUCGGCAUGAUGGUGGUGGACUGCCGUCAGCUCAAGGAGACGUUUCUGCCGGUGCCGCGCGCGUGCCUGGAGGCGCUCCACCGCGCCCUGCCCAAGCUCGCCUGCCGCAAGAACAAGGAGGUGGCCGAGCAGAUGCACGGCGCCAUGCACCAGCUGGAGAUGCAGCCAACCACCACGGAGGAGUACGUGCGCGCGCUCACGUUUGUCGAUGAGAUUGACGCAACCAUGGAGACGAUUGAGAAGGACGCCAAGCUGGUGACAGACCUGUAUGCGCUCAUUGAUCGCUUCGGCAUCGAGGCACCGCCAGAGGACGUGGCGGAGUUUGAGACAGCCAAGAACAACAUCAUCCGCCUGCGCGACACGGUCAAGGCGGCCGUGGACGAGCAGAACAAGCGCAUCAACUCCUUCUGUGACGUGCUUGACGAGGACAUCUCGAAGCUCAGCGCCAACGUGCUUGAGGUGCGCGAGGAGGCGUCCAACGAGCUUGUGUUUGACCCGCAGGCCGAGCUGGAGAAGGUGCUUGCCUUUACACGCGAGCUGAACCAGAAGAUGGAGACGCUGCAGCAGCGGGCGGCCGAGUACCGCUCGUACCAGAAGAAGUUCAAGAUUGAGGUCACGCGCUUCUCUGCGCUUGAGGAGACGCACGCAGAGGUCAAGGCGAAGAAGGCGCUUUGGGACACCAUCGACGAGUGGAACAGCCUCGAGCAGGACUGGGCGCAGCAGCAAUUCCUCAAGAUGGAUGCUGAAGAAAUGAGCAACACGGUCACACGGAUGGCCAAGGCGGCGUAUUCGCUGACGAAGCAGCUGCCGCAGAACGAGGUCUCCCCACAGCUCCAGCUCAACAUUGAGAAGAUGAAGGCAAAGAUGCCGGUGAUUAUGGACCUGCGCAACCCGGCGCUGCGCCCGCGCCACUGGGAGAAAAUCUUUGGCAUCAUUGGACAAACGCUUCCCUUGGACGACACGCUGAACCUGGGCAUGCUGAGCGAGCUGGAUGUGUUCAAGCAUGGCGAAGAGAUUCAAGAAGUCAGCUCCGGCGCCUCCUCCGAGGCUUCACUCGAAGUCAUGCUCAAGAAGGUUGAGGACGCGUGGAAGGAAGCGGAGCUUCCCGUGAUCCCCUUCCGUGACAGCAAGGACGUGACCAUCCUGGGUGGCAUGGACGACAUCCAGAUGCUGCUGGACGACUCGCAGGUGAACAUUGCCACCAUCGCCGGGUCGCGGCACGUGGAGCCCAUUCGCCAGCGCGUGGAGGACUGGCAGCGGCAACUCAACCUCUUCUCGGAGACGGUUGACGAGUGGCUUGAGUGCCAGCGCAGUUGGAUCUACCUGGAGAGCAUCUUCUCUGCGCCAGACAUCCAGCGGCAGCUGCCGUCCGAGGCCAAGAUGUUCCUGGAGGUUGACAAGUCCUUCAAGGACGCCAUGCGCAAGACAACGGCGUUUCCAAACGCAAUCCGCGCCGGCACGACGCCAGGCUUCCUGGAGCGCUUCAAGAAGAACAACGCGCUUUUGGAGCAGAUUCAGAAGUGCCUGGAGGACUACCUCGAGAGCAAGCGGAUGGUGUUCUCGCGCUUCUUCUUCCUCUCCAACGACGAGCUGCUUGAGAUCCUCGCACAGACGCGCAACCCGCAGGCCGUGCAGCCGCACCUGCGCAAGUGCUUUGACGCCAUCCAGAAGCUUGAGUUUGGCGAGGACGGCAAGACUGCCAACGACAUCUACGCCAUGAUCUCGCCAGAGGGCGAGCGCGUGGCGCUGGGCAAAGGGCUCAAGGCCCGCGGCAACGUGGAGGUGUGGCUGUGCUCCGUGGAGGACGCCAUGGUCAAGUCGCUGUAUGCGCUGACCAAGGCCGCCAUCACCGACUACACGGCGUGCCCGCGCACGGAGUGGGUUGGCCGCCACCCGUCCCAGGUCAUCAUCAGCGUGUCGCAGAUGAUGUGGUGCCGCGACGUCACGCGCGCCAUCACGAACGAGAAUCCGCAGCAGGCGCUCGAGGCGUACGAGAAGCAGUGCAUCAGCCAGCUCGCUGACCUGGCCGCCAUGUCGCGCCAGAAGCUGUCCAAGCUGUUCCGAAAGGUGCUUGGUGCCCUCAUCACCAUUGACGUGCACGCCCGCGACAACGUGACUUCCCUGGUCCACUCCAAGGUCUCCGACCUCGAGGACUUUGAGUGGGUGCGCCAGCUGCGCUAUUACUGGGAGGACGACAUUGACGACAUGGUUGCGCGCAUGUCCAACUCGCGCUUCGUGUAUGCGUACGAGUAUCUCGGAGCGAGCAUGCGUCUCGUCAUCACGCCGCUGACAGAUCGCUGCUACCUCUGCCUCAUGGGUGCGCUGCAACUCGACCUCGGCGGUGCCCCUGCCGGUCCGGCCGGAACUGGAAAAACGGAGACAACAAAGGACAUGGCAAAGGCGCUUGGUAACCCGUGCAUUGUGUUCAAUUGCAGCGAAGGCCUGGACUACCGCAUGAUGGGCAAGUUCUUCUCGGGUCUGGCGCAGAGCGGCGCGUGGUGCUGCUUUGACGAGUUCAACCGCAUCGACAUUGAGGUGCUCUCUGUGAUUGCGCAGCAGAUUCUCACCAUCAAGAACGCCAAGACGCGCGGCGCCAAGCGUUUCAUGUUUGAGGGCCGCGAGAUUCGCCUCAUCCCCAAGUGCGCCGCCUUCAUCACCAUGAACCCCGGCUAUGCCGGCCGCACGGAGCUGCCAGACAACCUCAAAGCGCUCUUCCGCCCCUUUGCCAUGAUGGUGCCAGACUACGCGCUGAUUGCGGAGGUGAUUCUCUUCUCCGAGGGCUUUGAGAGCCCGCGCAACCUGGCUCGCAAGAUGACGCAGAUGUACAAGCUGUGCAGCGAGCAGCUUUCUCAGCAGGACCACUAUGAUUUCGGCAUGCGUGCCGUCAAGUCUGUGCUGGUAAUGGCGGGCUCGCUCAAGCGCUCGCGUGUUGGCCAGAGCGAGGCCACCGUGCUGCUCACCGCCCUGCGCGACAGCAACCUGCCCAAGUUCCUUGCGGAGGACGUUGCGCUGUUCACGGCCAUCCUGUCAGACCUCUUCCCCGGGGUGGAGCUGCCCGAGCACGACUACGGCUCCCUGCGCGAGACAAUUGUGGAGUGCAUUGAGGAGCGCGAGCUGGAGGUGGAGAACCCGCAGGUGACCAAGGUGAUUCAGCUGUACGAGACGAUGGUGGUGCGCCACGGCGUCAUGCUUGUUGGCCCAACCGGCGGCGGCAAGUCCACCGUCCUUGCCGUCUUGGCAGACACGCUCACGCGCCUGCACGACAAGGGGGUGGAGCACUUUGAGUACCGACCCGUGCACCAGUACAUCCUCAACCCAAAGGCGGUGAGCAUGGGCGAGCUGUACGGCCAGGUUGACGGCACCACCGGCGAGUGGCGCGAUGGCCUCAUGGCCACCCUCGUGCGCCAGUGCGUGGCGCAGACCAACGACGACCACAAAUGGAUCGUCUGCGACGGCCCCGUCGAUGCGCUGUGGAUCGAGAACAUGAACACCGUGCUCGACGACAACAAGAUGCUGUGCUUGGCAAACUCGGAGCGCAUCAAGCUCUCGUCCAGCAUGCACAUGCUGUUUGAGGUUGCGGACCUUGCCGUGGCCUCCCCAGCCACCGUGUCCCGCUGCGGCAUGGUGUACGUUGACCCGCAGGAGCUUGGCUGGCGGCCCUACGUCAACCGCUGGAUGCACAACCUCGACAUCCUGCAGGAGCCGCAGAAGGAGCACCUGAACGACCUCUUUGCCGAGCACGUGGACUCUGUCUUGCACCAGGUCCACAAGACCUUGCGCGAGGGCAUUGCCCAGGUGGACAUGGCCAAGGCAAGCGCGCUGUGUGUGCUGCUGGAGGAUCUGCUGCGCGAGAAGGACGCCCAAGGCGCCCCACGCGUCGACUGGUCUGCCCAGGAGCAAGACGAGCACCUCAACGCCAUCCUCUCCAACUACUUUCUGUUUGCCUUCAUCUGGUCCGUCGGCGGGAACCUGGUUGACCAGGACCACCUGGGCUUUGACGCGCUUGUUCGCGACUCGUUUAGCGACCGCCACGACAUCCGCAUCCCGGGCCAGGGCACCGUCUUCGACUACUACGUUGCCUUGGAGGCCAACACCCCCGCGCUGCUGCGCUGGGCGGACAUUGUGCCCAAAUUCGCCUACAAGGAGGGCGUGCCGUUCUUCGACAUGCUCGUGCCCACGUCGUCCACAGUCAAGUUCAAGCACCUGCUGGAGCGCUUCUCACGCAUGCGCCACUCUGUGCUCUUCACGGGCACCACUGGCGUUGGCAAGAGCGUGAUUGCGAAGGAGUACCUGGACACGGCCGAGGCUGCAGGCUCCGUGCUGCCGCUGACCAUGAACUUCUCUGCGCAGACCAGCUCGCAGCGCACGCAGGAGAUUAUCGAGAGCAAGCUGGAGAAGAAGCCCAAGAACAGGCUUGGGCCGCCCAUGGGCAAGCACAUGCUGCUGUUUGUGGACGACUUGAACAUGCCCAAGCUGGAGACGUACGGUGCGCAGCCGCCAAUCGAGCUGCUGCGACAGCUGCAGGACUACGACGGCUUCUACGACCGCGCCAAGCUCACGUGGACCGGCAUUGUGGACCUGACGCUGAUUGCCGCGUGCGCACCGCCCGGUGGUGGCCGCAACCCGACCACGCCGCGCCUGCUGCGCCACUUUGCCAUGAUGUGCUUGCCCUCCCCAGACGAGGACACGCUCAAGGGCAUCUUCGAGCAGAUCACGCGCGGGUUCUUCACCGUGUGCGACUUCCAGAAGGAAGUGAUUGGCACCGCGUCGGCUGUGGUCAACGCCGCUGUCGGCAUCUACGAGCGCAUGAGUACGGAUUUGUUGCCCACACCAGCCAAGUCGCAUUACGUCUUCAACCUUCGUGAUCUCUCCAAGUGCAUCCAGGGCAUCCUUCAGGUGGAUUCCUCGGUGGUUCGCACGCCAGACCACGUGUUUGAUCUCUUCUGCCACGAGUGCUCGCGCGUGUUCCACGACCGUCUCAUCAACGCCGAGGACAAGGGCUUUUUCAACGAAAUCCUGGCCGAGAUGGCGUACAAGCACUUCAACAAGAAUGUGGAGGCGGAGCAGCUUGCCACCAAGCCUGUUCUCUUUGGAGACUUUAUGAAGAUGGGUGCGCCGGCCGAGGAUCGUCUUUACGAACCGCUCGACCAAGCAAAGCUCCCCAAGGUGUUGGAGGAUUACUUGGACGACUACAACCUGAGCUCGCAGAAGGAGAUGAAGCUGGUGUUCUUCCAGGACGCCAUUGCGCACGUUGCUCGCAUUGCGCGCAUGAUUCGCCAGCCACGCGGCAACGCCCUGCUUGUUGGCGUUGGCGGCACCGGCAAGCAGUCGCUCACCCGCAUGGCGUGCCACAUGGCGGGCUUCAAGUGCUUCCAAAUUGAGAUCACGCGCGGCUACGGUUACUCAGAGUUCCGCGAGGACCUGAAGAAGCUGUACGAACUCGCCGGCUCCAAGGGCGAGCAGACCGUCUUCCUCUUCACAGACACGCAGAUUGUGGUUGAGGAGUUUCUCGAGGACAUCAACAACAUGCUCAACUCGGGCGAGGUGCCCAAUUUAAUUGAGAACGACGAGAUUGAGCAGUUCCUGCAGCCCGUGCGCCCGCUUGCGCGACAGGCCGGCAUCUCCGAGUCGCGUGACGCCGUGUUUCAGUACUUCAUCAACCGCGUGCGCGACAACCUGCACAUUGUGCUGUGCAUGAGCCCCGUGGGCGACGCAUUCCGCUCCCGCUGCCGCAUGUUCCCCUCGAUUGUCAACUGCUGCACCAUCGACUGGUUCACAGAGUGGCCGCGCGAGGCCCUGCUCGGCGUUGCGCAGCGCUUCUUCGAGUUUGUGGACCUGGGCGACGAGAGCCUCAAGGGCAAGAUUGCGCAGAUGUGCGUGGAGAUCCACACGAGCGUCAGCGAGACGGCCGACCGCUUCUACGAGGAGCUGCGGCGCAAGUACUACACGACGCCGACGAGCUACCUGGAGCUCAUCAACCUGUACACGGGCAUGCUUGACGAGAAGAAGCGUGACAUCAUGCUGCAGCGGGACCGCUUCCAGACGGGUUUGAACAAGCUCGAGGAGACAAACGACCUGGUGGCCACCAUGGAGGAGGAGCUCACGGCACUGGAGCCAGUGCUGAAGCAGCAGAGCGAGGACACGAUGCAGCUCAUGGAGCGCAUCAAGGUGGACAAGGCCAAGGCCGACGAGGUGCGCAAGGUGGUCAAGGCCGAGGAGGCUGUGGCGCAGAAGGAGGCCAACGAGACGGAGGCCAUCAAGAUGGACGCGCAGCGCGAUCUGGACGAGGCCCUGCCGGCGCUGCAGGCGGCCACGGACGCGCUCAAGUCGCUGCGAAAGGAGGACGUGCAGGAGCUCAAGGCCUUUGCGUCGCCGCCAGCGCUGGUGCAGACGGUGAUGGAGGCCGUGUGCCUGCUGUUUGGGCGCAAGACGGACUGGAAGACGGCCAAGUCGCUGCUGGGCGAGGCGGACUUUCUGAAGCAGAUGAUGCAGUACGACAAGGACAACAUCCCUGACCGCACGCUGAAGAAGAUCAAGCCCUACAUCGACAACCCAGACUUUGUGCCGGAGAAGGUGGAGAAGGUGUCCAAGGCAUGCCGGUCCAUCUGCAUGUGGGUGCGGGCCAUGGACAAGUACGCGCACGUGUUCCGCACGGUGGAGCCCAAGCGCGAGAAGCUCAAGGCGGCGCAAGCGGCGCUGAACAAGACCAUGGCCGAGCUGAAGACCAAGCAGGACCGGCUGGCGGAGGUUGAGGGCAAGAUCAAGGCGCUGCAGAAGCAGUACAAGCAGAGCGUUGCGGCCAAGGAGGAGCUGGAGCGCAACAUGGAGAGGACGGCGGCGCGUUUGUCGCGUGCAGGAAAGCUGCAGACGGCGCUGGCAGACGAGCAGGUGCGCUGGGCGGAAACGGUCAAGGAGUAUGACCAGCAAGUGCACGACGUCGUGGGCAACGUGUUCCUGGCGGCCGCGUGCGUGGCGUACUUUGGCGCCUUCACCAGCUCCUACCGCGCCGACCUGGUCUCGGGCUGGGUGGCCAAGUGCAAGGAGCUGGAGAUCCCCGUGACGGAGGGCAUGGGCGUGGCGGACGUGCUGUCGAGCCCGUUCCAGAUUCGGCAGUGGAACGCCAGCGGCCUGCCGCGCGACCAGCUGUCCACGGAGAACGCGGUGCUGGUGACGUGUGGGCGGCGCUGGCCGCUGAUGAUCGACCCGCAGGACCAGGCGAACAAGUGGAUUCGGCAGAUGGAGGCGCGAAACGGCCUGCACGUGAUCAAGCUGACAGACCCCAACUUCCUGCGCACGCUGGAGAACGCCAUCCGCAUUGGGCAGCCCGUGCUGCUGGAGGAGGUUGAGGAGACGCUGGACCCCUCGCUGGAGCCCAUCCUGCUGAAGCAGACGUUCAAGCAGGGCGGGCGCACGCUGAUCCGCCUCGGUGACAGCGACAUUGACUACGACAAGAACUUCCGCUUCUACAUGACGACGAAGAUGGCCAACCCGCACUACCUGCCCGAGAUUUGCAUCAAGGUGACCAUCAUCAACUUCACGGUGACCAAGACGGGCUUGGAGGACCAGCUGCUUGCGGACGUGGUGCGCCUCGAGCGACCCGACCUGGAGGAGGAGCGGACAAAGCUGAUUCUGCAGAUCAACGAGGACCGCGCACAGCUGAAGAGCAUCGAGGACGAGAUCCUGAAGCUGUUGUUCAACUCGGAGGGCAACAUCCUUGAUGACGAGCGGCUCAUCAACACGCUCAACGACUCCAAGACGACGUCCACGGCCAUUGGCGAGCGCCUGAAGCGCGCAGAGACCACGGAGGCGUCCAUCACGGAGGCGCGCGACAAGUACCGCCCGGCGGCCGUGCGCGGCUCCGUCCUGUUCUUUGUCAUUGCGGACAUGAGCAACAUCGACCCCAUGUACCAGUACUCGCUGGAGUACUUCAAGCAGCUGUUCGUGCAGUGCAUUGAGGCGAGCGAGAAGGCAUCGGACCUGGACACGCGCCUGCGGAACAUCAUCUCCUACUCGACGGAGAACGUGUUUGCCAACGUGUCGCGCGGCCUGUUUGAGCGCCACAAGCUUAUGUUCAGCUUCAUGAUGUGCAUUGAGAUUCUGCGCGUGGACGGCACCGUGACCACGCCCGAGUGGAACCACUUCCUGCGCGGGUCUGGCGCUGCGGAGCGGGAGUACCCGCCGAUUCCCGAGCACGCGGCGGCGUGGCUGCAGGAGCACGUGUGGCACGAGUGCUGCGACCUCGAAACGGCGUUCCCGGACGUGUUUGCGGGCCUGGGCCAGGACCUGGUCACGGUCCCCAUGCCGAUUGAGCUGGGCAGCGUCACCGUGACGCUCAAUCUGCACGCCGGGGACACGUUGAAGCAGGGCGGGGAGCCGUCCAAGGCGUGGGCGGAGGCGCUGACGCCGUUCCAGAAGCUCAUGGUGAUUCGCGCGCUGGUGCCGCACCGCGCCGUGGAGGGCGUGGCGGCGUUUGUGAGCCUGUCGCUUGGGCGGCGGUUUGUGGAGUCGCCGCCCGUGAGCAUGCAGGCGCUGUACAACGACAUGCUGUCCACGGUGCCGCUCAUUUUCGUGCUGUCGGUGGGCUCGGAUCCCAUGUCCGGGUUCCUCCGCUUUGCGCAGGAGAAGUCGUACAGCGAUCGCGUGCACUCCAUCUCUCUCGGGCAGGGCCAGGGCCCCGUGGCGGAGAAGCUGAUUGAGAAGGCGACGCGCAACGGCGACUGGGUGUUCCUGCAGAACUGCCACUUGGCCAAGUCGUGGAUGACGCGGAUGGAGCAGGUGAUCAAGGGGCUGGCGGACCCCAAGGCUGCGGUGCACGACGAUUUCCGCCUGUUCCUCAGCUCCGCGCCGUGCUCGUUCUUCCCCGUGAGCGUGCUGCAGAACAGCGUGAAGGUGACCAACGAGCCGCCCAAGGGCCUCAAGGCCAACCUGCGGGGCGCGUUUGCGUCCAUCGAGCCCAGCUUCUUCGAGAAGCACAAGCUGGGCACGACGUGGCGCAAGCUCAUCUUCGGGCUGUGCUUCUUCCACGCCGUGAUCCAGGAGCGCAAGAAGUUCCGUGCGCUCGGAUGGAACAUCCCCUACGAGUUUAGCUCGUCGGACCGCGAGUGCGCGCUGGAGAACCUGCGCAUCUUCCUGGAGGACGGGCACGUGCCGUGGAGCGCGCUGUUCUUCAUCACGAGCGAGAUCACGUACGGUGGGCGCGUGACGGACCGGUGGGACGAGCGGUGCCUGUCGACGAUUCUCCGCAGGUACCUGGUGAAGGAGGCCCUGGACGCGGACUACAAGUACUCGCCCUCUGGCACGUACUACGCGCCUGCGGUGGAGACGAUUGAGCAGAUGCAGGAGUACGUGGACAGCCUUCCCUUCUCGGACGACCCGGAGGUGUUUGGCAUGCACGACAACGCAAACAUUGCGUUCCAGCUGGAGGAAACGAACAUGCUUGUGCGCACGAUCCUCGAUGUGCAGCCGCGCAUGAGCGGAGGGGCGAGCGGCAAGACGCCCGAUGAGAUUGUGUUUGAGCUGGCGGGCUCGAUUGAGGAGAAGCUGCCCAAGGCGCUGCUGGACAUUGACGAGGCGAAGCCGGGCACGUUUGACCUUGACGAGCAAGGGCGCGUGCAGUCGCUGAGCACGGUGCUGCGGCAGGAGGUGGACCGGUUCAACAAGCUGCUUGUGGUGCUGUGGGACUCGCUCAGCAACAUCAAGAAGGCGAUCAAGGGUCUGGUGGUGAUGAGCGCGGAGCUGGAGCGCGUGUACACGAGCUUCCUCAACAACCAGGUGCCCGAGAUGUGGGCGACGGCGGCAUAUCCAUCCUUGAAGCCGCUCGCGUCUUGGGUGAAGGAUUUGGUGCUGCGCCUGGAGUUUGUUGAGCACUGGCUCAAGCACGGCAAGCCCAAGUCCUUCUGGCUCUCCGGCUUCUUCUUUCCACAGGGUUUCCUGACCGGCACGUUGCAGACGCACGCGCGCAAGUACAACUUGCCGAUUGACACGUUGAGUUUCCAGUUUGAGGUAUUACCUCACGUGUACAUUGAGGAAGGAGCCAAGGACCACACGCCAGAGCUGCCCCAUUUUGACGACGGCGUGCUUGUUCACGGCAUUUUUAUGGAUGCGUUCCGUUGGGACGAUGACGCUGCGGUUGUGAGCGAUUCGCUGCCUGGGCAGAUGCAGGCGCCGUUACCCGUGAUGCACAUGCUGCCCACUGCCAACUUUACUCCGCCGCCCAAGGACUACAUUGCGCCCCUGUACAAAACAUCUGUGCGUGCCGGCGUGUUGUCAACGACGGGCCACUCCACCAACUUUGUUGUGGCCGUGCAUCUUCCCUCCACACAGCCACAGGACUACUGGAUUGCCAAGGGCGCUGCUCUGCUCUGCCAGCUUGAUUCAUAGUCGCGCAUUGUGGCGUGUGUGUCUCUUGUGUGUAGUGUCUAUCUUGUGCUUUGAGUGUGUGUGUGUGUCUUGUGUACUUUCCUCCUCUUGUUGGUGUUCUUGUUCUUCUUCUUGUGGCUUUGCUUUGCUUUUGAUUGACUUUUACUGUUGUUAUUGUGAGAGAGCGAGCGAGCGAGUGUGUGCGGAGAACAGGGCGAAUGAGCGAGUGAGUGAGUGAGGACGAAGAGCGUGUACCCACCUUUGACGCGUCGUUCAGCACAAA